AACCCUCCGAUAUGUUCCUGAAAGCUCCCAAGACAAAAUUAUCCCUGAUGAAGAUGUCUUUGAAACACUACUGAAAAUAUUUAAAGCUCUGUUCAUAAAUGACUUCAGUAGACAAGCACAUAUUUUGGCCUUACUUCCAGAAAUCAAAUGUAAAUAUCUGGAAUUACUGACUAUUGAGGAGGAACGAUCAAAAGUAAAUUCGUGUAACCAUCGGAGUCAACAUGUGUGUAGUCCAGAGGAAGUUCUGUUUAAUACACUAGGAUUCACUGUUAGUCGAGACCGAAGUUCCCUGGUGUCUGCUGGAACUGGAGUCUUUGUUACCAAAGGUUUUGUACCGAAAGGGACAGUUGUAUCCAUGUAUCCUGGUACAGUAUACAGAAAGCAUGAGCCCAUCUUUUUCCAGUCCCUUGGCAAUCCCUUUAUUUUUAGGUGCAUAGAUGGUGUCCUUAUUGAUGGGAAUGACAAAGGGCUAUCAAGAUCAGUGUACAGGUCUUGCAGCAGGAGAGAUCAACUCGGCCCAUUUCAAAUGAGCGAUGAGAGCUGGCUCACAGCUGCCUUGCAAAACCCACUGGCGGUGGGACAGUAUGUGAACAACUGCUCAUAUGAAAAAGCAGCCAAUGUGUGUUAUCAGGAGUUUGAUGUGCCGGAAUAUUUUCCAGUAGAACUGAAACAGUACCUUCCAAACAUCGUCUACAGCCACGACAUAGAGAGCCACCCGAGGUGCGUAGUGCUUGUCACUCUCAGGGACGUCAAGCAGGGAGAAGAACUUUUUUCUAAUUACUAUACUGUUGUCAGCUGAAUUAAU
This is a messenger RNA of Leptosomus discolor (cuckoo roller), 805 nucleotides long. The record is from RefSeq and is a predicted model, not a curated record. NCBI's taxonomy places the organism in Eukaryota, Metazoa, Chordata, Aves, Leptosomiformes, Leptosomidae.